AUGUUCAUUCUUACUACGGUCUCCGAUCUUAUCCAGAUCUCCCCGGAGGAUUUCUCCAAAUAUAGCGCGGUGGCUCUCGAGGAUAACAUCAACGAGAAGUAUGCCAACAAAGUUAUUCAAAAGAUCGGCCUAUGUAUUGGUUUCUAUGACCUGCUAGAGUCUUCAGAUGGUUUGAUCGGCCACGGCACUGGACUUGUCAAUGUAAAUGUCAAAUUCCGUCUGAUUGUCUUCCGCCCGUUCAAGGGCGAGAUCAUGCUUGGGAAGAUCUCGAGUGCGACAGAACAUGGCAUUAAGGUUGCCGUGGAAUUCUUCAACGAUAUCCUCGUGCCCCCUGAUCUACUCCUGGAUGGCGCCAGAUUUGACUACGCGGAUCAAGUCUGGAUCUGGGAGAACGAAGAUGGCUCCACUUUCUACUUUGAUGUUGGUGAAGUUGUUCGAUUCCGCGUUGAGAUGGAAGAAUGGCACGACCAAAUCCCCAAUGCACCGGAUCUAGGAGAUGCCGCCGCGAUCGAGCGGAAACCUCCAUAUUCGAUUAUUGGAUCGAUGCAAAUGGCAGGGUUGGGUCCGAUCUCAUGGUGGUGA
Molecule: messenger RNA, 582 nt
Organism: Aspergillus niger
Lineage: Eukaryota; Fungi; Ascomycota; Eurotiomycetes; Eurotiales; Aspergillaceae
Exons: 7
Coding region: 1-582 (193 amino acids)
Biological process (GO): transcription initiation at RNA polymerase III promoter; DNA-templated transcription
Cellular component (GO): RNA polymerase III complex
Source: RefSeq, a predicted model, not a curated record